Lizanozyma spartinae is the source of this 2166-nucleotide messenger RNA. RefSeq names its product Zn(II)2Cys6 transcription factor. Gene Ontology annotation, biological process: positive regulation of transcription by RNA polymerase II. Gene Ontology annotation, molecular function: transcription cis-regulatory region binding; zinc ion binding; DNA-binding transcription factor activity, RNA polymerase II-specific. Gene Ontology annotation, cellular component: nucleus. Bases 1 to 2166 code for a protein of 721 amino acids. The transcript has a single exon. NCBI's taxonomy places the organism in Eukaryota, Fungi, Ascomycota, Pichiomycetes, Serinales, Debaryomycetaceae. The record is from RefSeq and is a predicted model, not a curated record.
AUGCCUGGAUCCCAGAAAUUUAGUCUGAUAAGAAAGGAACUUAACCGGUCCAAAACAGGGUGCUUUUGCUGUCGAAAGAGAAAGAAAAAGUGUGAUGAAGUUCGUCCCGUAUGUACGGGAUGUCAACGGAACAAUAUCCGAUGUAUUUACCCUUCUACUCCUAAACAGGCCAUGCCUAAAGGCUUUGAGUUAGUCGCUGAACAGUACGAUAAGAACGUGGUAGUUAAGAAGCUUAUUAUGGUAUCAAUGACCAACGAUACACCGGAUAACAGGGGUAGGCUCUCUAUUGUGAAAGAACAUAAUUUUGAUGGUCAAAAGAAUCGAAUAUCAAAUCCACAUCCACAAUCUCCUAUAAAAGUAAAGACAGAAGAUAUACAACAACAAUUUACUCCUACAAAUUGUUUUCUGUCUCCUUUGAAUACAGCAUCGACUACAAGUUUUGAGGAUGCUUUAACUUACCAGCAUAAUGAACCCUUACCAGCUGAAAGUCACUUAAACCAACAAAAUUCUUUGGGACAUCACGAUGGCAUACUUAGUCCUCUGAUGUUCAUAGAUUUGGCCGAUAUCAGAGUUCCAGAUGGCGUAAAUAAUACCGAACCUCAAAGCUCUCAACCAUCAAAUGAUGAAAAAGAUGAUCACGAGACUGAAAUGCUUUUAGACGAGGAAUUAAGCAAUACUGCUUCAAUCGAUGGGGAAAUUUAUACGAAAAGAUUUGAAAACUUAUCCAUGCCAUCGAAUGGUAACACGUUUUCGAAUUCUGCAGUUCAACCCUAUGCUUCUCCUCAUGAUAAAUCAUCCCCAUUAAGUGCCUUUUUAUUGGAUGCUCCAUUGAUUAAUUUCUCCAAGUAUGUACCAAACGUUACGCUUUCUCCAGAGAAUUCGAAGCUUUAUUAUCACUUUCUUAAUGACUUUAUGCCCUCUAUUUCACCCUCCCAUCCCCCCCCCAAAUUGACUGUUUGUGCCCAAUGGUCUGGAAUAGUUGACAAUCCAUUUUUACUUGAGAUCUUUUUAAGUUGUGGGGCAUCGUAUAUGAGUUUCAAGAACCCGAACUUCUCGUCCAUGGCAGAAAAUCGAUAUCGUCGAGCUUUGAGGAUGUUAAGUGAAGUCCUUGAAAAGGGACAAGAUGAAGAUGAAAAUACUGAAACCUCUGGCCAACUCACUCAAAGCUAUGGUAGCAAAUCUUCUUUAAGUGAUCAAGAUUGGGUUUUCCCAGCUAUUCUUACUUUAUUGCUUAGAGAUAGGGCUAUUGGUGCAUCAGGGUCACAAUUAGCUAAGCAUUUGAUAUUUUUGAAUACGUUGUUGAUGAAAAGACUACACAAGAAGAGUGCAGAAAAGGAUUUCACUAUAACUCCAUUGGAGAAAACUAUCUUUGAUUCUUCACUUUUCAAUUAUACAAAUGUCAUUAUGUGUUGUUCUGAACAAGAUUUAGUUCAAUUACCUGAUCCAAGCUCAUUUUAUGGGACCAUCAAUAAAUUUGUUUCUGUCAACAUGUAUAAUGAUAGUGAUUUUAAGUGGGUCUUGAAUCCAGUUACUGGUAGUGCUAUUGAAGAAUUUCAGAUUAUGGGUAAAUUGAUUUGGUUAUUACGUUUACAUCACUGUAUUAGUAAUAAAUCACUGCCCAAUUAUAUCAAGAAUGAAGAUUUCUGGAACAUGGUGAUGCCACUCAAAGAACAAAUUGAAUUGGCAAAAACCAAAUUGAAGAAACUAAUUGGUGAAUGGGAAAAUACACCUGGUGGUGAUAAAAGUUUGAGGGUUAACCUUUCAGUUUCGAAUAUUAUUCUUUCUGGCUGUAUCAUUUUACUAGAGAAGAUUAUAAACCCUUCAUUACCUGCAUAUCUUGAUUUAUUUCAAGAUAGAGUCAAGGGAGUAUUUCAUGAUCUUUUGAAUUAUGUCACUAGUGAUCUGCAUUCAUCUUGUCUUAUUCAUUUGAGUUUAUUUAUUGUAGGAUGUGCUUCAGUUGGUGAUGAGCAAAGAGCAUUUCUUCGGAAUUAUCUUCUUCAAGAUUCCAAGACUCUAAACUCGGUCGCAACAACAAAUAUCUUACAAGUUUUACAAGACUCUUGGGAUCGAGAAAACUUUGAGAAGAAUCUCAAUUUACACGAUGAAAAUUAUCAAUCUUUUGAUCUACUAUUUGAUAGAAGUGCCAUUGAACUUCUUUGCUUCUAG